Molecule: messenger RNA, 3194 nt
Organism: Paramuricea clavata
Lineage: Eukaryota; Metazoa; Cnidaria; Anthozoa; Malacalcyonacea; Plexauridae
Source: the annotation of a GenBank genome assembly
GGGAAAACAGUUCAAGUCAAUAAAAUAUAUGAUUCUUGUUGGUUCUCUAGACCAUAUUUACUUUGAUUUCAUUAUAUUUUUCUUAGUGCCAUCAAAGCCUCUUGAAAUGCUGUGUGGCAACGAAAACCAAAAACAAAAAAAAUGUCCUGUCGUAAAAGAUGAAACAGAACGAAAUAUUACCUUAUUUUGGAAGGUAAUUAAGAUUUAAUCUUUUUGAGGCAGUUCAUUACACAAAACAUUAUUAUAAAAUAUGUCAACUAGCAAGUUGGACAGUCCCACAUUUAUUUGUCAGAUAGUUCCCAACUACACCUUGACAUUUUAGAUAUUUUUAUUUUUUUAUAGUCUACAUUCUGAGUAAUUCUCUUUCCCACAGCUGCCAGAAAAAAGCUCCUGGAAUGGCCUAGCAACAAUAAUCAAGAUUAAGAUACGAUUUGAAGGCAAGGAUGAAAAUUACACUUAUUACAGGAAUACCAGUGCAACCAACAUAAACUACACACUGACAGGGUUGAAACUAGAUGGACGUUAUAAGAUUCAACUGAUAUUUUGUUCCAAUGGCGGGGACGGGCCAAGUACCACACCAAUAGAGUUGUUUAAAAUAAAAGGUUAGUACUGUAAUUACUAUGUUACGCCAAUCUGCUAUACCAAACCAUACCAUACCAAACCAUACCAUACUGUACCAUACCAUACCAUACUGUACCAUACCAUUCCAUACCAUACUGUACCAUACCAUACCAUACUGUAACAUACCAUUCCAUACCAUACUGUACCAUACCAUACUGUACCAUACCAUACUGUACCAUACCAUACCAUACCAUACUGUACCAUACCAUACCAUACUGUACCAUACCAUACCAUACUAUGUACCAUACCAUACUGUACCAUACCAUACCGUACCAUACCAAACCAUACCAUACUGUACCAUACCAUACUGUACCAUACCAUACCAUACCAUACCAUACUGUACCAUACCAUACUGUACCAUACCAUACCAUACUGUACCAUACCAUACCAUACCAUACUGUACCAUACCAUACCAUACCAUACCAUACCAUACUGUACCAUACCAAACCAUAUCAAACUCCAUAUGUCAUGCAGACCUAGGGUUACCAAUAUACUCAAUACAGUAUACCCAUAUACCUACUAUUCCAGGCGACGUUUGUCUGCUUGUGUAUUAAUCUUGCGUAGAUAUAGGAUACUACCCAGCAGUUAAACACUGUAUUGCAAAUAGGAAUAUGGUCUAAAUACCAAUAUACCUGAAAGCCCUGAUCAGGCCUACCCAUGUCAUACCACAUAAUUGCACCAUACCACAUUACUGUACCAUGUCAUACCACAUCAUUACACCAUGUCAUACCACAUAAUUGCAUCAUGUUAGACCACACAUUGCACCAUACCACAUUACUGUACCAUCUCAUUCUGUUGACCAUCGUCUGUCACGUGCUAAACUUGUCUUUUCAAAGUUACACGCGUAAAAUCCUGGAACAAGCUGACAAUAACUUGUAUUACAACCUUGUUGACACUAUCAGACUUGUUGCAAUUGCAAGGUCAUUCUAACAAGUCCGAUACAAUAACGAUUGUAUAAGUCAUAUAACAAUAUUGUUACAACCUUAUGUCGUCAACCUUGUAACAUUUUUGUUAUAUCGUGACAGUGACAGACUUGGUAGAACAACCUUGUAAUGCCAUCAAGCUUGUUACAAGUUGUCAACAGCCUGUUCCAAACUUGUUCCAACAACUGGGAACAAGCAGUGCGAACACAACUUGUUGAUAGCUUAUGAACAGAUUUGUAGCAACUUGUUUGCAGACCUGUAACAACUUGUGCGUUUUUACGUUUGUAUUUCGCUCUAUUUAGUUCCACGACCAGUGCCUGUAGGUGGUGAAAAGGAUGAUCCAACAGUAUUGAUCAUAAUUGUCGUGGCUGCCGUGGUUUUAAUCGUUGUUGUGGUUGUUUUUAUAUAUCUACUUCUCAGACCAAAAAGGUAUUCAAUAGUUGCCGUGGUUUACCUUAACAAUGUUUAGAGUCGGGUUAGACCCAUUCGUGAUAAUCAUAAAAAAACUUUAAAGACAAUCUUUGUAUGAAUGUGUUCACGGCACAAUGGUUAGUGAGUCACUGUGCCUUUCACCUUUGCAAGCAAAAUCAGAUUCCUUCAAUAUUCAGUUGUUUGAUUAUAAUUUCCCUUCCGAUAGGCUAGUAUAGAUGUUCAGAUUUGACUUACGUUACCGUUAAGCGAUCAUUAACCAAUCAGAAGCGUUUGAUAUAUCUGGUUAACCAAUCAGAUGCGUUUGAUAUAUCCAAUGAACCAAUCAGAUGCGUUUGAUAUGUCCAAUGAACCAAUCAGAUGCGUUUGAUAUAUCUGAUUGGUUAAUCAGAUACGUACUAAGCGAGUGAGAGGUCGUAGUACGAAUAGAUAGAAUAGAAAAACUUUAUUUCCCCACGCUAACCCUGUCAAGCGAAGUUGAUUUCCACACAGGGCGUGCAAGAAAAGGAAGACAAAAUAUGAUAUCGACUAAGUCUAAGUAAAAUAAUUUAGAAGUACUAUUUACAACAUGAGCGGCCGUGUUGUAUCGGAUUAAAAAACGACUCAUCAUAUGAGUUCAUUGGCGAAGUAAUUUUAAAAAUAAACGUUGUCUAAGCCGAGAAAAUCAAAGUUAAAGUUUAUGUAAAUCAACAUGAAUCUGUAUCACAUAUACAGAUACGACACGCUUAUGAUUUUUCUUUGUGUUUUCUUCAUGAAUUAUUAAUGCGUUUUGUAAUUAUUUUUAGAAAGCUCACAAGUAGAGAAACAACAACAAGAAAACUGAAGGAAAGGAGGCCUUUUGCCCUCCUGAAUUCAAAGCAAGAAUCUAUGGAGAUGUAAACAACCCCAAGACGCAGAUCAGUUUUCAAUCAGAGGGUUAACUGUGAUCAACAAGCAUAAUAUGAAACUAGUUUUUCGUAUCUCUGAGGAUGGUUCUCAAAUAAAAAAAAUGUCGUGUCGUUUUUUGUCGAGCCUUGUAGAUAAAAUGUGUUGUAAUUGAAGUAAAUGUUUAGUUUAAGGGACCCUGUGAAUGGGGCAAUAAGCCCUGUAGGGAUCAGCAGUCAUUUAUAACAAAGCUAGUAAAUAAAUAAAUAAAUAAAUAAUGGCUUUAUUAUAACUAUGUACAUGCUAAAAAUAUUACAGUAUGAUAUUUGUAUAAUUAAGAAGUUCUCUCUGCUAGGU